Lodderomyces parapsilosis is the source of this 1239-nucleotide messenger RNA. RefSeq lists its product as uncharacterized. The record is from RefSeq and is a predicted model, not a curated record. The transcript has a single exon. Lineage: Eukaryota; Fungi; Ascomycota; Pichiomycetes; Serinales; Debaryomycetaceae. Bases 1 to 1239 code for a protein of 412 amino acids.
AUGUGGGCUUCAACUUCAAAAAGAGGGUUGUUAAAUACACCUGCCAGAAGUUUGGUAAGGUUUAACUCAACAAAAAAUGGUGAUGCACAAGGUAAGCCCGUCCCUGAGUUCAACUUGAACGAUAUCUUCAAAAGGAUUGACCAAGUUACUACAAAAGCUGCUGAACUAAGCAAACAAAGACAGUUGGGGAAAGAGCCGCAAGGUGUGAAAGCUCGGUCUUGGAAGCCACCGCAAUUCAAGUCCAAACCGCCAAGGUUCCUGCAACAAGGAGCGAGUAAUCAACAGAGACAACAACGUCCGUUUCGUGCCCAAAACCAAGAUUCCCACUCAACCCGUCCGUUUCGUAACCAAGGUCAAGAAAAUGGAACAACAAACGUUCUUCGAGGCAAAUCGGGUGCUUCACAAGGAGCAAGAUUCCGUAAACCUCAAGGAGAACCUACUCAGCAAGCAAAGCCACAACCAUUCGGUCAAACGAUCAACAAAGAAACGGAUAAUGGAUUUCAUAGACAGAACCAAUUUACUACACCCAUCAACUCAAACAACUCCCCAUUUGGAACAGUUUCAGAAACACCUCGUUCUUCAAAAUUAUUUGUGCCAUUUGGGGCAGGAUUUCAAAGACAAGAAUCAAGAGGAAAACCAUGGCAAGGUCGUGGCGAAGCUACUAGAAACAGCGAUAACAAACCUGCAUCCAGACCUUUCAAAAGAAGAGUUGCUGGACAAAGAAGAGAUGGUAGAGGGUCAGCAGGAAGUGAUAAGCCAGCAAUCGCUGCCCCAAUCCAAUCAAAAGAACUAAUUGUUGAAUCUUUGAAGCCUGAUUUGAAGCCAGAACUGUUUUUUUAUGGCAAAGUACCAAGUAUAGUUUCUUCAAUUAGUUCAAGAGUGGCUUCAGUUGCAAAGUUAUCUUUAUUGGACUCGAAAUACCCAUUCAGGUUGCCAAAACAUAUUAUUGAAAGUGCACCAGCUUCAUCACAAAAUAGAUUCAUCUUACAAAAGAAUUGGAAUUUGGAACCAGAUCAAAAAGUGUUGAAGGGUAGAAUUAGUAGUGUUGUUUUAGGCCGUGUUGACGCAAUUGAUUUGAAAGGAAAUAAUAACGCUGCUUCUUUACAAGUUAGUCACGACCUUUCCAUCAAUCCUUCGAUGAACUUGGAUCAAAAACAACAAAUGUUUGACACCAUUCACUCAUUAAAUACGCUCAAGACAAUUUUCAAAGACGCUCACUGGAAAAAAGCUAAAAAGUAA